CAUCCCUCCAAAUAUAUAAUCCCAUCGCCAUUCUCAACCCGCCCUGCAUCCACUCUCCAUCCAUCCCUGCUACCAGAUAUACAACAGAGCGCUUCUACUAGGCGAAAAACAAGACACAUCAACCCAACCAACAUCCACGCUCCCAUCCACAGAACGCGCCAUGCCAUUCUCAUUCUUCGCCCCCCCACACACCGCCCGCCCCUCCCCCUCCUCCGAACACUCGGACUUCUUCUUCCCCGAGUACCCCGCUUUCGAUUUCGACGGCCAUCUCUCGGCUGCUGGCGGCCUGGACGAACGGCGCGAGAGUGCCGAGUCUGCUUCGAGUAGCGGCUCGGAUGAGGCCGAGGCGGAUGGUGAUGAGGAGCAUGAUGGAGAUGGAAGGAUAAGCGGGCAGAGGAAGGAGGCUGCGCCGACACCGACAUUCACCAGGCCCUCACCAUCGCGCUCAUUCUCUCACCCCGUCCACGCGCCUGUAUCUUCACGCGCUACCCGUCCUCGCGGACUCACACCCCUCACCCCCAUCAACCCGCACCUCCCCUCCCCCUCCUCCUCCACCUCCCUAUCGUCCUCUUCUUCCUCAUCAACAUUCAUCAACCCCCUCCGCCCCUCCGGGCCCAAAGCCCAACCCCUCGCCCGCGCACUCUUUGCACGUAUGGCCGAAGGCCAGGGUCUUCCCGCUCUGGGUGGGGGAGGGGGGGUGGGGAAAGGAGGGAAGAAGCCGCAGAAGAUGGUUGUACCGUCGAAAGCGUUCAAGACGAGUUUUACGUUGGAUAUGAGUGCGAGCGAGUUGGCUAGGCGUUAAGGCGACAAGGAGGAUAAAGGACGUUUUUCUUGUUCUGCUUCUUUCGCUGCUAUACUUGGUCUUGCUGUUUCUCGUACUUUAAUCGUCUUUUUGCUGUUCUACCCCUUUCUUCUCCACGGGACAUUCUCCUCCACACAAGUUUAUUCACAACGACGAACAAAAGUAUUAUACUCUCCUCUUUUGGUACUCGAGCAUUAUCAUCAUUUUCUGUACCACACCAACGCACCAACGCUACAUAUUAUCCCAUUCUUACUUGUAUAUAAUCCAUGUCAUGUAGCUUAUAUCAUCAUUGUCAUCUUGUUGAACACCAGCAUCAGAGGGGGAGAGGGGUGAAAAUGUAUUAGGCG
This is a messenger RNA of Cryptococcus amylolentus CBS 6039, 1149 nucleotides long. RefSeq lists its product as hypothetical. The transcript is spliced from 2 exons. Lineage: Eukaryota; Fungi; Basidiomycota; Tremellomycetes; Tremellales; Cryptococcaceae. The coding region runs from base 161 to 802 and encodes 213 amino acids. The record is from RefSeq and is a predicted model, not a curated record.